This is a messenger RNA of Cherax quadricarinatus, 6541 nucleotides long. RefSeq names its product protein arginine N-methyltransferase 6. The record is from RefSeq and is a predicted model, not a curated record. Gene Ontology annotation, molecular function: protein-arginine N-methyltransferase activity. Gene Ontology annotation, biological process: peptidyl-arginine methylation. NCBI's taxonomy places the organism in Eukaryota, Metazoa, Arthropoda, Malacostraca, Decapoda, Parastacidae.
UGGUAACUGAGGAGUGCUGCACCUGGCUGUGUCUGCUGCAACAUUGAUCAACACAGCAACAUUGACCAGUCUGAGGGGUGGAGACAACCACACUAGUAAAUGGUCUGACCCAUAACAUUGUGUUAUACCUGGAGAGGGUUACUUCAGGUCACAAUGUCAGAGAUGGAAGCAGUAGUGGCAGCCCCUGGUAUUGGGGCCGAGGGAACACAGCCACUGACCAAGAAACGCAGGGCCUCGGAGAAUGGCAUUGCAAUGACAGAAAUGAAAAAUGGAAUAGACGAAAAGGCUCGAGUUAUCGAUGAGAGCUACUUUGCGUCAUAUUCAGAUAUAGAACUUCAUCGCACGAUGAUAGAAGAUAGUGUACGCACUAAUGCCUACCAACAAGCAAUAUUUCAAAACAUGGAGGAAGAUAUACGAGGCAAAGUGGUUGUGGAUGUGGGAUGUGGCACAGGCAUCUUGAGUAUGUUCUGUGCCCAGGCUGGAGCCAAGAUGGUGUAUGCCAUAGAUGCAUCGAAAAUUGCGGGACAUGCUAAGCAGCUUAUAGAGGCCAAUGGCUUCAAAGAUGUUAUUACAGUGGAGUUAUGUUCUGAAGAACCCAUACCUUUGAUGAGUUUUGAGUUACUACUCUCGGAGCCCAGCCAUGGGCCAGGCUCGUCUGGUGCUUGCCUGGCCAAACAGGCUGUUGCUGCUGGAGGCCUGCUGCCCCAUAUAUUACAGGGCAAGGCAGAGGAAGUUGAAUUGCCCGAAAAGGUGGACAUUGUCGUGAGUGAAUGGAUGGGAUACAUGCUGCUCUACGAGACCAUGUUGCCCUCAGUCCUCUAUGUCAGAGACAAAUGGCUCAAACCUGGUGGCAAAAUGUACCCAGAGAGAGCAGUGCUGUACAUGGCACUGGGUGAGGCACAAUGGAUUACCAAGUACGAGGAAGGGACAUAUGACUUUUGGAUUUCUUUGAACCAUAUUUACAACCUCGACAUGUCUCUUCUGGCUGACCACGCAGUUGCAAGAUACAAAGACGUUGUUCAUGUACAUAUGGUAGCUCAGGAAGAUGUAUUAAGCUUGCCGACCCCAGUGUGUGACUUAAAUCUCAUGACAAUUACUGCUGAGGAUCUGCGUAGCAUGUCUCGAUCUUUCACCUUGUUUAGUAUGGGUUCACGACGGCUAAACAGCAUGGUAUUGUGGUUUGAUGUUUGGUUCCCAGGAGGAUUAAAGCUAUCAACAUCUCCAGAUAAUGAGGAUACCCACUGGCAAAAUACAGUCUUACCACUUGCCACAGUAUCCUUACAGCAAGAUACACAAGUUAAAGGAGAACUUAGUAUAACACAGGAUCUCAUAAAUCAUCGUUUUCUAAAUGUAGACUUAAAGUAUUCUGUGGAUAAAGGUGAAGAAAUUACACGUUGUUUCAAGAUGGACGACAAUUGCAAUGACAAUGACUUCUGAGUCGGGGCAAUUCCUCGCCAACUCUAGUCUAUUAUGUGACAGAAAAAUGGAAAGUCAAGAAUUUCACAUCUUAUAUACAUGGAAAGGAAUCAAGCAACCCUUCACAUAUAUGGUUUAUUUUGUAAGGAAAACUGGUACAAACCAUUUAAUUUUUAAAAUAGAUGAGGAUGUGACAUUAUUACAAGCAUUAAGUGAAAUGCAAAUUUUAGAGCUUGUGGUGGUAGUUGAUGCCCUAGCAGAGUUUUGCUGUUUUUUAUUAAGGUUUUGCUUGCAUCUGCUCAAGAAUUAUACUGUAUUAUACAUAUUCAUGGGAAAGCACUUAACCCAUGGAUAGUUUAGCACAAGGAGUGAUAGAUGCUUGAUCCUCCAUCCGCUAAUCCCGACUUGCUCUUUGAGCAGUCAUAAAGCGUCAAAAGUUAUAGAAUGCCAUGGGGACAUGGUUCAAUAAUAGGUGUAGUAACAUUAAGAUCUCUCUUCCAAAGAAUCAUUAUUUAAGAUUUCUGUGAUUCUUGCCUUUGUUAAGGGAUAGCCUAACUCCUGCAGAGGUCUUUCACUUAGGUACAAGAAUUUUCCUUUAGGAAGAUUUGAAUCUCAACAGUGGACCACGUUUCAGCUGCAUGUGAUUCUCAUCACAAGGGUAAGUUAUCAGUACAAAUAAUAGUGUGGUAUAAUUGACAAUGCCUUAAACUUGCCUAAUGAAACUUUGUGUAUGUAAGCUAUUUUCCAUGUCAAUUUAUAAUACCAGCAGCUGUAUUGGAUGAGACACUAUUGCGGUCAGUGCUAUAUAUAUACCGUCCAUAGUGGAGUAUAAUGGGAUGCUUAAUGGGUCUGAACUUUUUACAAAUUUGAUUUAGGGGCAUUAGAAGCUGAUUUACUUAUUAUUUUUAUAAUCAUAACUAAGGGCUAAACCAAUUUAAACUAUUGAAUAAUAUACGAGAUAUUUUUGGUGAUUAUAAUAUUAUAAGGUUUAUUUAGCUAUUCACAAAAUUUCUGAAAAGUGUUAUGGUUGAUAUUUUGCUGUAGUGCUUACUGUUAUACAAAAUAAUUGGCACUGCUCCGAGGGCCUUGGUAAAUGUGAUUAGGUAAAGUUAGGUAUGGAUUAUAAACUUGUGUGGUACUUUUAAAACAGCCAAAAUGAUAUAUUCGUGUGGAAUUGCUAAACCCGUAUGGGUCAUUGUGUUUGGAGAUUGGGAGAUAGUCAGGUUUGAUCCAAGGAAUGGAAGGGUAGUUAAUUCCUUGCAUCAACAGCCUUAAACAUCAAGACACCCCCUUGAAGGUUGAACAUGAUACAGCUUCAAUUCUGACACUUGUAUAUUCAUAAUGAAAAUGUUAGAAACAGCUGUAUUGUAUUGAAUUUGAAAUUUUGUGAGGCAUUAAAUCCAUAGGUGUCAUUCAAUGCAAGGAAUGGUGGAGGUUCAAGCCUCCAUCUGCUAAUUGUGGCUGUCUUCCAUCAGUCAGGCUGAUAUGUAGAGAAAGAAAAUAGUUAAAAGAUGAUAAAGCCAUGUAGUAUAUGUGCCAAAUUCAAACAUAAGAUAUAUUGAGGUGUGGCUGAGAAUAUGAGAUAGACAUUAAAAAAAAAUGAUUGAAUUAAACAUGGUGUUAUUUGUGACAAAAGGAAUUUUCUUUUCGUGCUUCAAAUUUUGAUAGAAUCAUAUGCAUUAGAUUUAGGGAGAGUGAGAUUAGGGGUAUAAAGCAUAUCAGUUUAAUGUUCUUAGUAAUUAGUGAAGUUAUGUUUGAAUGAUAUGGAGUAAUUGUGAUAAUUUUAUGAGGUAAAGAUAACUAGGUGUUGAAAGUCUAUAUGUAUUUGAUACCUCUCAUUCUUGUGAUAUAUGGCUGUAAGUCAACACAAGGUGGUGUAGAGAGACAGGAAAGAAAAAACUUGUUUAUACAAGGUGUCACCCACUGGGGUUUUGUCAGCCACUAGUGAAUGAAGUAUUGUUACACUCGGGGUUAUACAGUGCCUGAGGACUGGUAGGGUGGCGGGGGAUGGAAAUCAGAUUCAAUUUAAAGGGAGAGUAUAUUCAAUUCCUUGGAUCAGGAGUCCUUCACCAGCAUCAGUGCAUUUCCCUUGAACCCUCAAGAGAGGUUUUUCAAUGCUGGUGAGGGGUUCCUGAUCCUAGAGAUUGGAUUUGUCCUUUUUUUUUUUGGAUUGAACCUGAAUGCCUCCCAUUUUCCCAGGCACUAUAUGACCCCCAACAAGUUUAGCACUCCUCCAUAAACAUAAUUUUCCUUGGAGGGACUAGUGGGUGAAACAUUGUAUAAGGUUCUUUGCUAUAUCUUCAUAUCACCACUCCUGUUCAUUGGCAGUGUAGUUAGAACUUUUUUAUUUUGGUGUUCUCAGGGUAUUAUGCCAUUAUUAUGUUUUUCCUUUUACAUUUUUAUAGUUAAAAACCUUUCAUUUAUUCAUUGCAUUUACUUUAACCCUAUUUCUUAAUGCUUCUCAUUACAGUAGUAGUUUCAUAAGUGUCAAAUUCAUAGAGGUCAUACAGCACGAAGAGGAUGCAACAAUUAGGUUUGAUCCAGGGAAGGAAAGGGUUUCUCAUUAUUUUAAAUUCAAAUUUUUUAUAUUUAUGCAGUACAAAAAUAAUAUAGUUUAGAUGGAAAAGUAUUGUUUUUAAGUAAUAAAGAUCACAAACUUAAAUUUUAAAAGUUAAUUUUUUUUUCUCUAACAAUUCUCUUCUCCCUAGCUCUUAAUUUACAGUAUUAUUACAUACCCCUCAAGGGAGGUUCCUUCAACCUGUCGAGGGGCUCCUAAUUUAAUUAAUCUAACCUUAUUGCCUAGAUGCUGUAUGACCCCUAUGGUUUAGCAUUUUCCCAUAAAUGUAAUACACAGUAAUAUGUUAAAAGAAAGUUGCCAUACCAAUAAGGGUCAGAAAAUUCAAACUGGCACUCCCAUAUGUAAAAUUUUUAGGAAUAAGAAAAUUCUAAAUGAGGAUAAUGCAUUAUAAUGUAUACUGAAUAUUGUAAAUACCUUUUAGUAUUCAGCAAAGCAAUUAUAAUAAUCAAAACUAAGCACUAAACCCACCAGGGUCAUACAGUGCUGUCAGUAAAGCUACAUGUACUAUGUGUAAUUUUUAUUUAAGAAAAUCGUAUAACUAUAAUGUUUAAUAUCAGGAUGAUUUUGAUUUAACAGGUUUUAAUUUUUUAUUGAAUAGUUUCCUUUGAUUAGAUUGUAGUCAGUCAAGUGUAAUUUUGUUAUUUAAAUUAUUGGUAAAACUUAUUUCCAAUAUAUGUGUAAAUAAUCUCCAACCAUAGAUGCACAAGCUUCAGUGGGGGAAAGAAAUGGAGUGGUACACACGCACAAUAAUUACCAUUGAUCAAGUUAAGGAAACCUUGCAAAAAUAUAAAAGUGAAUAGUUGUUCAAUAAACUAUGUCAGCAGUCAAGAUUAAUUUAAGGCCUUUUGACACUGAUCACUGCCUUUUUUUUUAAAUAUUCCCAAGGAUAUAAAGAUCAGCUAUGUACUGGAAACUUGUGUUAAAUAAGCAAGACAAAAUGACACUGGACUAGGAAUGUCAAGGCAGGUUAAGUAUUUUUAAACCUGCAGUGGUUAUACAUGAGGAAAUGUUAAACCUGUAUGGGAGGUAAUCAGGUUUAAUUCCUUGAUGUUGGUGAGGGGCUCUUGAUUUAGGAGCUGUAUAGCCCUUGUGGCUUAGCGCUUCUUUUUGAUUAUAAUAAUAAUAAUCUUGAUUUAGGAAAUUGGAUCUGUGCUCCAGUUCCCCGAAUUAAGCCUGAAUGCCUUCCACAUCCCCCCCUCCCCCCCAAGGCGCUGUAUAAUCCUCCGGGUUUAGCGCUUCCCCUUGAUUAUAAUAAUAAUCAGGUUUAAUCCAAUGGUGAGAAUAACUAACUCAUUGGACCAAGAGCUUUUCACUGGAAUCAAGGCCUUUCCCCUUGAAGGGCAGGGGGUCAUACAGUGCCUGGCAUUGAAAGUUAGUCAUGUAUAAUCCAUGGAAAGGCAGCAUAGCCCAAUUUUUCAGGUUACAGCAGCUAAAACAUCAAGGCACUUUCCUUGAAGGGGGGGAAGCCUACUAGAAUACUUUAUAAGGAAGACUUAAAAUGCAAAGCUGGGUAUUGUUUACAAAUGUAAGUACUGCUACAUCCUUUCAAGAAACAAUGCAAUAAAAGGUGAGGAAUGUACAAGCCACAAUGGGAUGCUAUUAGUUAAUGUGGCAAGCAACACCCUUAAGCCAUUGAAAAUUUCAAGUCUUGGGUUAAUGAAUCCCAUCACACAGAUAAACCAAGGAAACACAUCAAGGAUAUUUAGGUAAAUAGUAAUGUCUGUACAUCCUCCUAAUAUACAGUAUUAUGCAUACAUGUGUGACUAACAGGAUUUGGGUUUUUGACUUCUAUUGUUUGAAUCCUAUGUUUGCCUUGUCAGGAAAAACUAACCCCUAGCUUUGCAAGAAAUUUAAGGUAUAAUGACCAUUUCAACUCGGCCAUGAUCCCUUCAACAGGUCUGGCGUGAUGGUAUGGCUCUAGAUGUUUGUUUCAAAUAAAAUCCAAAGAUCUUCAGGCAAUUAGAUACAGGAAUAUUUUCAUUAUCAUCUUAGCUACAUGGCCAAAUAAGCAUCAACUUGAGUUUUUAGGUUCUUCAAUUAUUUGAAUAACAAAGUAACAUUCAACCUCAAUGGAAUUAAGGUAUGAACUCACAUUGACAAUUUCCCUAAGCCAUGCCAGAGUCCAAGUGUGGCUACAUUGUGAUAGGCCACAGAACAAUGCCAGUUAACAUCUGUUCAUAUGACUUUACAUUCCUAUCAAUAGGAACCAAAAUUUCAUAGUCAUGAAUGUAACAAUACUCUCAUGUGGAGGGAGGAAAUGUAAGGGCCAGUAUCACAUUAUUAUUAUAAUCAAAAAAGAAGCGCUAAGCCACAAGGACUAUACAGCUGGCCAGUAUCACAGCCUUGGUAAGAACUCUGAAUGGAAUUCUUUAACGUUAUCACAGGUGUCAUGUGGUCCAUACAAUUCCUCCCUCAUAAGUAGUGUAAAAUAAUUUACCUGUUAUAUUACUGAUACAAGUUUUGUUAUUUACCUUGUUGGAAAGAUAAUGUCUGAAUACUUAUUUAUGUCUAUUUUGUAAAUGUAACAAAUACAUUUUUUAUGCAUUA